This is a messenger RNA of Leguminivora glycinivorella, 2639 nucleotides long. RefSeq lists its product as uncharacterized. NCBI's taxonomy places the organism in Eukaryota, Metazoa, Arthropoda, Insecta, Lepidoptera, Tortricidae. The record is from RefSeq and is a predicted model, not a curated record. The transcript has 4 exons. The coding region runs from base 87 to 1553 and encodes 488 amino acids. Gene Ontology annotation, molecular function: zinc ion binding; nucleic acid binding.
CUGCCGCUCGCACCGGGAAUAUUUUUAUGUUUUUCAAUUUAUUUGCUGUUUUUCUCCAUAUUAGUAUAUGAGGGUCUCUAUACGAGAUGACAACAUAUUCAAUAAGCCUAGAUGAUGUGGACCUUGCACUGCUGCCGGUGCGCACACACAAAUACAAUGACUUCCUCAAGAAGGAACAUUUCCAGUUCCAAAUCUUAAAGACUGAGGAAGUGGAAGAACCACAGCCCACAAUUCACUACAAAUGCCACAUAUGCGCGAUCGACGUGCCCGCAGCGUUCGCGCGCGAACACACCGCGAGCCUCAAGCACCGAGCGAACGCGCGCAUCGCUCGCGUCGCCACCCAGCGCACGCGCGCGCUCAUCAACGCGCUCCCCCCUCCCCAUGCCCCCCAAACCGCGCGAUUCUGCGCAAACUGCUCUACUAUAGCCAGGAAGAACCAUGAAAAAACAAAAGAGCAUCGAGUCGCUGUCAUGCACGACAAGUUGCUAUGGGAACUGAUGACUGCUUAUGUUGGUGAUGAUACUGGUGAAGAUUCAGACUUGAGCGACACUGAUGAGUCAGUGCAUGAAGCUUCUAGAUAUUAUGAUGCAACAUGUUAUGACGUCAAUUACAAUAAAGAAGAAAAACGAAAGGAAUGCGAACCAAAAGUUUCGACAAGUGAGACAAGUAAAAAAGCAAUAGAUAGAAAGGAAGAUAAUAAAGUGGAAAAGCAAAAUGAUACUAAACCCUUAGAUAAUGAGACGAAAGUUAUAGAAGUUACAUACAAUAAGACUACAAAACCUGAAUCUAGCAAAAGCAGUGAAAUCACAAAUACUGUAACUGAGACAAAUAAAUCUGUUACUACAGAUAAAGAGCCAACCCAAAGCGCAAAAAACGAAGAAGUUGUUACUAAUCCACCUGAAGUUCAAGAUAAAAUUGAAUAUGUCGAGUUUGUCAGCAAAAACAAUAAAAUAGUAAAGGUUUUCAGUGACUAUUAUCACAGCUUCAGUAGAAAAGGAGAAACUAUAUGUUGUAAAGUAUGCAGUACUGUAUUUAAUAGUGCAAAAGUGGAUUCCCACAUGUUUUCGCUGAAGCAUUUGAAUAAGAUGCCAAGUAAUUUGAUCGACGAACACUGCGUCAGAAAGAUAGACGAGGUCUUCAGCCAUUGCAUCCUAUGCAACUCGCUGGUCAAACACACAAAUUUAGCAAAACAUUGCCUAACUAUUGGCCACAGCCAAAGAGAAAAACAAGUAGUCAGCGACAACCCAAACAUCCAAGCGACUUCUAAUUUAAAACUUGAAACAUUGAAUCAACAGAAGCCAAAACUUAAUUUAGAAGUUAAAACUGUGAACGCAGUUGCAUCGAAAAGUCCAGAAGUAAAAGCGAAGGAAGUAAAGUCAAUAGAUUGGCCGGUGAUAUAUCCCUUUGAGGUGACAAAGCAAGGAGUCCGCUGUGUCAUAUGUGACUGCUUACUGCCAAAUAACCCGGAGAACAGGAAGGACCAUCUGGUUGGGUUGAACCAUGUGGAAAAUGUUAAGAAUAAAAAAGUAAGUUUGUUAACAUCUUUAUUAUAAGAUUUAUUAUAGGUUUCGCUGACCAUCAGUGUCUUUGGUAGUGCAGUUACAAAAUAAUGAUUAUUUUUGACUAAAAUACUAUACCUUACUAAAUACAGUGCUGGACAAAAUGCAUCAUACACUGACAUAUAAAAUAAACUUUCUAUCAUAAUUACUAAGUUUAAUCGUAAAGAAAUUAUGAUAAAAAGUUUAUUUUAUAUGUCGGUGUAUGAUGCAUUUAUGUCCAGCACUGUAUAAAAGUAGUAUCUUCUUCCUCCUUCCCCUAUCCCACGUUAUGUGGGGUCGGUACAACACGUCUUCCUCUUCCAUUCUCCUCUAUCUUUCGUCAUCUCAACACUCACAUCUUUCUUCCUCAUAUCCUCUUUCACACAAUCCAUCCAGCGUUGUUUGGGUUUACCCCUCCCUCUCCAUCCAUCAACCUUCAUCUCCAACAUUCUUUUGCCUAUAUGACAUUCAUCCCUCCUCAUUACAUGACUGUAUAAAAGUAGUAUGAAUCUCAAAAUUUUUUAAUGCGCUAUGGAUGGAAAACCUAUCUAGACCUAAUCAGUACAAAUUAACUAUUAAGUUUAGGAUAUUAAGUAGUAUUUGUCCCUUAGAACAGUGUUUUUUUUAUACUCUAAAAUGGAUUAAAAUACUAUUUUGUGUGUUGCGGAGAUUUCCUACUACUUCACCAAUUUUCCAAUUUGUUUUUGUAGUUUUAAUAAUUUUUAACAAUAGUGGAACACCAAUUUUAAAUUUUUUAAUAAGACCCUUCGGUAUAAAUUGUCACUAAAAUAUUAAACGCCUUUUUAAAUUGUUUUCAUAAGCUUUAUCCAGACUCGGAUACAACACAAGCUAUUGUCACUCGUUGUGUUACUUAUGAUUCUUAUGAUGAUAAAAUGUAUACUUUACAAAAUUCACUGAUACAUUUCAAUGGAUGGAAUAAUGCUGAAAUAAGUGAAAGUGUGAGUUUGCUAUGGUACUCAUUUCUGUAUUCGUUCCUAGCAAGGAUGAAUUAUAAAGGAUUUACAAUCUUCAUACUAAGAAUCGUACCUCAUUUUUUAGCGCCACCUAUUAAAUACUAUCAUAACUACACUGAUGAUGCCU